AUGCCAUUCUACGUUCGUUUCACUGCUCCAGGUGGUACCAAGUUGGCAACAUCAGUCGUCAAUUUUGGUUUGGGCAAUCGAUGUGGUACAAUAGCUGCCGGUUGGACCAAUGCAACCUAUCCAGCAAUUGUUGGUCAAACUGUUUAUACCAUUGUUUGCUUCGCAUACAAAGGCAAACCUUGUUAUGGUUAUAUCUAUUGGAUUCCAAUUACAAAUUGCGGUGCAUUCUAUGUACAUGGCUUAUACUAUCCAAGUUAUUGCAAUUAUCGUUACUGUACUCAGUAACUGAGUGAAGAGCACGAAAAAUGAACUCUACAAAGUGAUGAAUCACACAAAUUUUAAUCUAACCGUUUUUCUCUUCCUCAUUUUUUUUUCUUUCAUUUUUUUCAAACUUUUUUAAUCAAGAUUCUAUUCAUACUCUUGAGUUUUAUUAUUCAAAUUUCAUACUAAUAAACUUAUAUUUUGGGUGUGGGGUGUGGGUGUGGCUGUUGCUGUGGCUGGGAUGUGUGGGUGUAGGUGUGAGUGUGGGUGUGGGCUUAGAUAUGGAUGAUUGUCCUCCUCACUCUAACCUUCCACACGCACACCCACACCUACACCCACACCCACACCCACACUCACACCCACACACCCACACCCACACCCACACCCACACCCACACCCACACCCACACCCACACCCACACCCACACCCAC
Messenger RNA from Rotaria sp. Silwood2, 692 nucleotides. Lineage: Eukaryota; Metazoa; Rotifera; Eurotatoria; Philodinida; Philodinidae. The record is from the annotation of a GenBank genome assembly.